CACCCAGUUGGCUCCAUAGCUGAGUGCGGACUAGAACCCAGAUAUCCUGAGUCCCACUCUGGCACUCUUAACCACUGCACCACACUGGCUCUGUAUGGCACACUACCCUCAGACUAUUGCACUUUUGGACUACAAUUCCCAUUAUCCCUACCUCUUGUGGAUGGCCGCUUUAACAGGUCCCUCGCACAUUGUUCAUCUCCACACCCCUAACCCAUUUCUAACCCUGUAAUAAUAACAUGGAGAUGUAGAACCUGUCGUCUUCCAGAUGUUUUGGACACUUAAUUCGCAUCAUCUCUGACUACUGACUGGGGCUGAACAAAACCUGGAAGGUAAGGGAUUCUCCACUCCUGGCUUUGGAAGUAACUCUCUGAACAGCUGACAUUUCGCAUAGUCCGAAGACGUAUUCCUCCCAAUAGCACCUUGGCCUGAGGAGGUGCAUCAUAAUAUUUAGGACUGUGUUUUAUCCUAACUAAGAAGUUUUUGUGGUGUAUUUGAUUCUGCAUCCCAGUCCUACUCAGUCCCACUUAACACAUUGUCUAGGAUCAGGCUGCUAAUUGCCUUCAAUUAGAAACCAGUGACUUCAACUACCUGCAUUUUAUAAUUAUUACACUGUAUUAUUUCAUUUAUAUCCCGCCUUCCUUCCUCUGGCAAGCAAAGCUGACCGGAUGUUGAGGCCACAAAGCCUGUCAGUUAAGACUACAAAGGACUUUGGAGACUUUUGGUAGACUUCGAGGCUUCAGCAUCAAGCCAGCUUCUACCUUUACUCUGCUAAACGUCCAGCCUGAUGAACACCCUGGAGUUGUAUGCAUUGAUUUUGCCCCCCUCCCCACACACACCGCUGCAUAUAUAACCACAGGCUGAAGAUAGGAGAGGGCUUAUACAAAGCUUUCCUGAUUUUUUAAAAUGCCAUAUUAAGAGUGGAAAGUCUGUGCAGCCAUUAUAAUGUUAGCCACAGUAAAUCAUUUAUUUACUUAGGCAGUGUUUAGUCCACUUUUCAAUCAAUAAAAACCUAGAAUGGUGUUCGAUUAAAAUCCAGGAACACAGAUAAAACCAAACCAAAAUGAGGCCACAGAAGAACACAAUAAAAGCCCAAAGUGGCAUUAAACAGGUACUAAAGUGAAUAUCGUUCAUGACAUGCUUGGCUAAAGAGGGAGGCCAUAAGCAGUGAGCUGUCUGUUCUGCUGCCCCCUAUUGGAUGCUCAGUGACUGCCAAUGAUGAAAAAUGGCAGCCACCACCCUGCUGGAAUGGAGGUCCUGGAUCUUAAAGUGUGUGCAUAGACAGGUACAAGUGUGUGAAUGAAUGGAAGAUGGGAUGGGCUCUAAAUUGAAAAGGGUAGAGAAGAAAGUGGAUGCGUGCAGAUUUAGAGUGUUUCUGCUGUCCACUUUCAUGGAAAUUGUAUGGGAAGGUUGCCCAGCACACUGUCACAAAAAAAUCACAUUUUUGUAUAUGCAAGCUGGUAGCUGCAGCCCAACUUAGGUAUGUCUGGCCAGCUCUUACAGGUGUAGGCAUUCCAUGUGGCCAGGGUCAUGUUUAAAAAAUGCUUGGUGUACACACUGCCCAUCCUUGCACACUAUUGGUAUAUGACAGAUCUGUGGCACAGGUUGAUACACUGUGUGCUGCCAGUGCUGUACCUAUGUGAGUUGGUGCUGAUGAUGUACUGAAACCACAGCGCACAAGGUUGAAGUACUGGGACAUUUUUAUUAGCAGAGAUGCUGACCUUGCAUGCCACAAUUUCUUGUUCUAGUUUAGUUGCAGUUUUUACAGGAACUUGGCGAAAUGAUUGUUAUAACCUAUAAUACAUUGUUCCUGUUUGCAUGCAACUUAGAGAGAGAGUGUAUGUGUAUGUGCGUGUUGGUCUUGAAUGGGCAAUUACUGGUAAACUCCUUCUGAAGGAGCCCUCCUAAGGGAAGUCAGGUCAGUGGCUAUUAAGAAGAGGGACAUUUCUGUUGUAAAUGGAAUGACCUUUCCAGAGAGGUUUGCUUGGCACGGGAUUGUAAUCUUUCCAGUGUCAGGUGAAGAUCUUACUUUCCCAGGAAUUUUAUUCUGUUCUAAACUCUGGAUUGCAUUUUAAACCUUUAUAUUGCUGCCAGGUCUUACUCUUACUCUUUUAUUUUAUACUGUAGUUUUAACUAUUUAAUUUUUAUACAGUAUUUAAUUUUUAAACUAUUUUAAGUUUUUGAGAAUUAUUACUGAACUAGAAAGAUUCCGCUAUUGGGUGGUAUAACAAUGUCAUAAAUAAGUGGCAUUUCUAGUGUAAAAUAUUUUUAUCCCACCUGACUAUCCAUGGUUAAGGCUGUGCACUAUACAGCAUAUAGUGUACAAUGCUAUGGGCAUGAAAGAAGAAUAGUUCUAAGCUGCAAUUUUAUACAUGUUUACUUGUGAGUGAGCCCACAAAAUGCAAUGGGUCUGUCUUCUGGGUAAACAUGCAUCCUAUUGUGUAGUAAGCCUCCUUGAUUUCAGAGGGUGAGAUAUAAAUACAUGUCUAAUGUUCCUACUGAAAUCGGUGAAACCUAAGUACUUUUAACUUUGCUGAAUCAUGCACUGUUCAAAUAGAAAUUGUGCAUAGUAUUCUAAAAAAUUAUGAAUAAUAACCAGAGAAUGACACUUACAUUGUCUCUGAAUGAGUAUAAUGGUGGCAAGAGGGUCAUAAACCUGUGACAAAGUCAUGUUUACCUCAGUGCCUCAUAUUUACUCUGUGCCUCAUAAAAUUAUGAGUCCCUGGUGAGACUCUAUCCCAGUGCAGAUGCUUUUGCCCAGGCAGUUUUGUGACAGGAGCUUGUGUUCUCGACAGCUGUUGGCGUCUUUCAAUGGCACCGUCCCAUCUGCCACUCGGCACUCCCUCCGCCGGUGCCAAAGCUGCUCAGACAGAGGUGCUUUUGACUCCUUUUGGGACUCGGUGGUUGGGUCCUGACUUUAUUAUGUGCCAUGUUGUCCCCUCCGGCGGUGGUUCUGCACCCCUACAGCCUGCCUGUGUAUCCUCCAGCACCCCAGUGUUACUCCGGGCUGGUUCAGGGUAGCGCUGAUGCCACUGUGCCGCCAGCAGAUGCCAUGACACAGACGUUCCCAGCCCAGUACCCUCCACCGCCACCUCAGGCCCGCCUGCCUCCACAGUACCACCUGCACAGCACCCCUUCGGAGUACCCGUCCCCAACAGCACCGGAUCACAGCCUGCGCAUCUUCCCUGAGCAGGGGACAGCUGUGCCUGAAUCCCUGCCACUGCCCCCACCUCCUGCGCCAGAAGACGUCCCUGCCCCAGAGCUGUCUCCUGAAGCAGAAGAAGCAGAAAACAGUGAGAACAAGGCCCAACCCAAACGCCUCCAUGUGUCUAACAUCCCCUUCCGCUUCCGGGACCCAGACCUGCGGCAGAUGUUUGGGCAAUUUGGGAAAAUCCUAGAUGUGGAGAUCAUCUUCAAUGAGCGUGGCUCUAAGGGCUUUGGCUUUGUCACAUUUGAAAACAGUCAGGAUGCUGACCGGGCACGGGAGAAGCUUAAUAGCAGCAUUGUGGAAGGGAGGAAAAUUGAGGUCAACAACGCCACUGCACGCUUAGUCACCAAGAAGCCCCCAGCAGCAGCUGUGGUGAAUGGUUGGAAGAUCAAUCCAGUUGUUGGGGCUGUCUAUGCUCCUGACCUGUACACAGUGGCAAGCAUCCCUUACCCAAUGAUGGCACCAGCUGCCCUGGCAUAUCGUGGGGCUCUGCGAGGACGUGGCCGAGCCGCAAUCUAUAACCCCAUUCGAGCAGCACCCGCCCCCUCUCCAGUUCCAGCCUAUGGCAGCGUGCUCUAUCCAGAUGGUCUGUAUGGUUCUGACCUCUACGGUUAUCCUGCAGCUUACAGAGUGGCCCAGACUCCGGCAGCAGCUGCAGCAACAGCAGCAGCAGCUUACAGUGAUGGGUAUGGACGGGUCUACACGACUGCCGAGCCCUAUCACCAUGCAGUAACCCCCGCCUAUGGAGUCGGUGCUAUGGCCAGCCUGUACCGAGGAGGAUGCAACCGCUUCACUCCAUACUGAGGGACCAAGCAUUGGUGCUGAGCAACUUAGAGGUGCCUGUGAGCUGAUGGCGCAGAUGGUGGGACCUGGCACUGAGAACUCUGUGUGUGUGAGAAAGAGAGAAAGGAAGAGAGAAUGAGAGAGAGAGAGGGAGAGAGCGAAGGCAGGCAGUUAGGAACUUGGUGCUGAUACCUCGCAACCAAUACCACACUUAACACUGGAGAUAGCUUAGGAGUUUCCCGUGGCCCCUGUGGACAGCUCUGGAAUGUCCCAUGGCUCCCAUAACACCCUUCAGCAUGACUCAGAAUUCUGGCCUCUCCUGUGUUUUGCUGUCAGGCCAGGCCAGUGGUUGGAUCAAAUUCAGGUGCAGGACAAACUGAAAACAUUUAAUCACCACUAGAUUACAGGCAUUGGGAUCACCAAAAUUACUGGAUUAAAGAGAAAGUAUGAUGUGGGAGAUGGAGUUGGCGGCCUGUCAAAGUGCUUUCCUUCAACAGUAACCCUACAAUUCUCUGUGUUCUACAGCAAUGAUAGGGAGGCUCCUUAUCUUCUUUGCAUCCUUCUUACAAAAUUUUGAUCCUGUUUCCAAGUUGUGUAAUACUUACAUCAUCCUAUGAAGGAACUUUGGAAGAAGUUAACCAAGGGAGUAGGGCCUUUAAAGGAGAAUGCACAAAAUGACAGGUUUUAUACCAGUCUUUCCCAAGUUGAUCCUCUCCCAAGGUGUAGGCUGGGGAUGCUGGGAGUUGUGACCCAGCACAUCUGGAGGGCAUUAAGUUGGGGGAGGCUGUUGUAGUCUUGAUUGGUUUUAGCUGACAUUGUUCUAAUGCACACAAUUUCAAAUUUGUUUCUGAAUUUGGACCCGCCUGCACCAGAAGCUGAUGCUUGUGCUAGCUUCCCCAAGGAAUUCUGGGAAUUGUAAAUGUCCAGGAUUCUCAAUUCUGAGUUCCCAACAAUCAUGCACAUGCAACAGCACCCAGGGUUUCCCGGGGGAAGCACGGCUGCUUCCCCCUUUGAUGUCUUUGUGCUAUAGGCAUGCUACAUACCAAGAGUGGGAAGCCUGUGUUCUUCCAGCUGUUACUGGGCUGCAGCUGCCACCAUCUCCAGCCAUGGGCUGUGCUGGCCAGGGCUGGUGGGAGCUGGAAUUCAACCACAAGGAGGGGCCACAGGCUCCUCACCUCUGCCAUUUGGGUUAGUUCCUAUUCGGACUGAUCCGUGGCUCUCUCUGGAAUGCUUCCCUUCUCUCAUCCCCUGUCCUUCCUUCUCUUUGAUUGCUCUUGUAUGUUAUCCUCCUUCAUGCUACGCUCCCACUUUACUCCUUUCUGUGCGCUCUCCUGCAUUUCAGAUCUGCUUUGGGUAUCAGCUCAGCAUUGGCAGUGGUUGAAGCAAGGUCUUCUAUUUUUCUGUGAAAACUUUCAGGAUGUUUUUUUAAUUAUUAUUUUAAAGUCUGGGGGAAAUCAUAGUAUUUUGUUUACAAAUGUUAUUUCCCUGCUUUUAAUUUUAUUAUGGAGAAAUGUAAGCACAUUUCAGGGUUUUCCCCCCACUUCCGAAUAGCUGUGAUGCAGAGAAACGGCUUUGUCUGCAGGGAUAGCAGGGUUCUUCCUUGCAUCAAGAAAGGGCAAACACAUCUAGGGGGUCAGUUACAUGUGCUGCUGUUUAAACAAGCAGAUGCUGUUUUGCAUCUCUCUCCUAUGCAAGUCAUCUUGUGCAAGGGUUUUGCACAUCUGUGCAAAGAGAAGCAAAUGUGUUUACACACACACAGAGAGAGAGAGAGAGAGAGAGAGAGAGAGAGAGAGAGAGUGUUCUGGGUUUCACCCAAUGUUACUUCACGCGUUAAGCAUGCUUUACAGUAUCAUAGCUAAAGAAACUCCCAAACAUCAAGCAUUAAACAUUGUCAGAAACAGUAACACAGUUGAGCAUUUGUAGACCCUUUGAUAAUGAUCACUUCACAUUCUCUUAUUCAAAUCCAUUGGACUUUAUAAAUGCCUAUUUUGGCACAGAUUCUUCCUUAUAAGCUUUAAUAUUGUUAUUUUCUGUGGAAUGGUUCUAGCUGGAAAAUUGAACGAACAAUGCAUUCUUAGGCAUGUUUACUUAGAAGUAAGUCCAAUUGAAUUCAGUAGGACUUAUUCUGAGGUUAGUGUGUAUAGGAGUGCAGUAUGCUUAUGUGCAUAUGUAUAUUCACAUAUUCUGUAUGUGAUUUAUGAUAUAUGUCAUAUACAGAAACAAUCUACAAAUCAGUAAACUUGGGACUUUUUUGAAUACUCAGAUGUUGCUGUACAUGUAGAUUGUCCCCAGGAAGGAAAUGGGUAUUAAUGCAUAUGUCACAAUGCAUGAACCUAAAGGGUUGAAGGGUGAGCGUUUUUAGGCAAUUAAUGAAACCACAAAACUCACCCUCCACCCCAACUGGAAUACAUCUAACCACAGCUUUCAUUUCCCCCUGAAAGCUGCUGAUCCCAAAGCAGAAGCCGUUUCUUUUCCUAGCAGUUUGCUUCACGUGUAUUUCUGGGCUUUAGUGUCUUUGGCAGUGUCUGCUCAGUCACGAUGCAAUAUCUCAGGGAAACCCUUCUAAAUGGAUGCUUGUUCUUCUUUUCACCGUUUCCUUGUUACUAUAAUAAAAUUCUAAUUCUGGCUAA
Molecule: messenger RNA, 6618 nt
Organism: Varanus komodoensis (Komodo dragon)
Lineage: Eukaryota; Metazoa; Chordata; Lepidosauria; Squamata; Varanidae
Product: RNA binding protein fox-1 homolog 1-like
Exons: 12
Coding region: 2927-4009 (360 amino acids)
Biological process (GO): nervous system development; regulation of alternative mRNA splicing, via spliceosome
Cellular component (GO): cytoplasm; nucleus
Molecular function (GO): mRNA binding
Source: RefSeq, a predicted model, not a curated record